Molecule: messenger RNA, 1302 nt
Organism: Thlaspi arvense
Lineage: Eukaryota; Viridiplantae; Streptophyta; Magnoliopsida; Brassicales; Brassicaceae
Source: the annotation of a GenBank genome assembly
ACGAGAUCAGAGACUGAAGACGAUCGAUUCGAAAAGUCGAAGAAGAAGAAGAAGAAAAACGACGCCCGUUGGGUAGAGUUUGCUCGAUUUAUAAACCAGAAAAGCUGCCGAACCUAUUCUUCGAACCCUAAACGGGCCGGCUCAAAUUUCCCAGGCAUUGCAUAUACUCCUCCGAUUCUCUCCGCCGUUCAUCCGGAAUCUUCAUCUCCGACUUAUUCUACCUUCCUAUACUCCAGAACCGAAGCUACUCUAACACCACAGAAGCAAGACAAUGCGUGGAAGCACUGUGAGAUUUACAAAUACGGCGACAGGCUUCAGAUGAGGUGUCUCUACUGCCGGAAAAUGUUCAAAGGCGGCGGAAUCACCAGGGUCAAAGAACAUCUCGCCGGUAAAAAGGGACAAGGAACCAUCUGCGACCAAGUCCCCGGAGACGUCAGGCUCUUCUUGCAGCAGUGCAUUGACGGAACCGUGAGACGCCAGAGGAAGAGACGCAACCCAAGCUCUGAGCCUUUGUCUUUGCCUUCUUGUGACGCAGAGACGAUGAUUGUUCAGGGUGAUGUCAACAACGGGUUUGCAUCUCCGGGGAGCUCGGACGUGGUUCUGCAAAACGAAAACUUUUCCGGUAGCAGAACGAAGCAGAGGACUUACCGGAGCAAAAAGGCUGCUUUCGAGAACGGUGGCACGAGCAACAGUCACGACAUGGACAAUCUGAUCCCUGUCGCGAUUAGUAGCGUCAAGAACAUUGUGCAUCCUUCAGUAGUUUGUUCGGAGAAGAAGCCUGCGAUGGGGGAAUCCGAAAGUGGAGAUGGGACACUAGACCCGUUAUCACACAGCAAGAUGGAUGUUCUUAAAGAAUGGGUUUCUGGAGACGAAGCUUGUGUAGAAGAAAAUGGAAUCUCAGACUGGAAGUUGCUUGAGUCUGUUAAGAGGACACAAGUAGUACAGAUGAUCGAUGAAACUGAUGACUUGUGCUCAGGUUUCGAUGAUCCUGAGAUAUUCAAGGUAGAGAAAGAAGUGAGAGAUGAAGUUUAUUACACAACAAACACAUCCGAGAAGGUCUUCGUCGGGUCUUCCUAACUUAGAGGAAGCUGUUUGUAGUCAUCGGUUUGUAAUUUUAGUGUCUUACCCUUUAGAUAUAUUCCUCACUGUAAGAAGUUUUCAGUAUUUCUUCUUCUUCUUACUCUUAUUUAUUAGGUUUCAAUUAGAGUUUUGGUGUUAUUGUCAUUUUCUGUCCAGAUUUUAUAUUAUUUGCCAAAAUACAUUUUGCUUAUCAAUCCAAAUGCCUCAUCACUUUCAUAAAUU